AUGGCACCGUUUGAAGCGCUCAUCCCAGCAUCCGUCGGAGACAUCUGGCACGUUCAUGAGCGCGGAUUCCGAAUGGCCAUCUUUAACCUUGGUGUCCUCGGUGGUAUCAACCUAGCGAGUCCAAUCGCUGGAUCCGUCAUCCAAUACGGCUCUCACCGCAUCGCAUUGCACGCAAUGGGCGGUGCUUUUGUCAUCAUGCUCAUCCUCAUCAUCUUCUUCAUGCCCGAGUCCGCCUACCACCGCCACGACGUCAUCAACAUCGACACGAGCUCCAAGAAUGUGGAAAGUGACGCGGUUGAGAAGGAGAAGUCCGCCGAGCGCGUCGAAGACUAUGCGGUCCAGUCGUCCGUCUCUUCCGAGGCCCCAUACCCUUACGUCAAGACUCUCAUGCCAUGGUCUGGCUACUGGGAUCAUGUCUCCUUCUGGCGCACAUUUCUACGCCCCUUUGUGGUGAUCAUGAGCCCAGUAGUCAUGUGGGCGACCUUGCUCUUCACGAUCUGUGUAUCAUGGCUUGUCUUGAUCUCCAUCACGCUGUCGCAAAUCUUCUCCGCUCCACCGUACAGUUUCUCCGUCAGCGCGGUUGGCGCAACCAAUUUAUCGUCGUUUGUGGCGUCGCUGCUGGCCACGCUGGUAGCAGGUCCGAUUAUCGAUGGUGUGGCGAAAUGGAUGUCGACACGCAACAAGGGUACUUUCGAACCUGAGUUCCGUCUCCCUGUCAUGAUAACCUACCUGAUCUUUACCGCAACCGGCUUCUUUGCUUGGGGCCAAUCACUCCACAACCGCGAUCCGUGGCCCAUCCCAGUCAUCGUCUGCAUGGGUCUGAUCAACCUGGGUGUUCAGCUGGGAACUACCGCCGUCGUGACCUACGUCUCCGACUGCCAUCGCGAGCAGGCCGCCGAAGCCUUUGCCAUCAUGAACUUUGUCAAGAACCUUUUCGCAUUCGGCCUGACGUUCUACGCCAAUGACUGGAUCGCAGUACAGGGUGUGAGAGACGCGUUUUAUGUCAUUGGUGGAACCACUGUCGCUGUCACACUUUGCACGAUUCCAAUGUACAUCUACGGCAAGCGUGCGAGGAGUUGGGUGAAGAGAUGCGGAGUACUCGAUAGUGUUCUCAAAGCCGAGUAG
Molecule: messenger RNA, 1125 nt
Organism: Alternaria infectoria
Lineage: Eukaryota; Fungi; Ascomycota; Dothideomycetes; Pleosporales; Pleosporaceae
Exons: 2
Coding region: 1-1125 (374 amino acids)
Biological process (GO): transmembrane transport
Molecular function (GO): transmembrane transporter activity
Source: RefSeq, a predicted model, not a curated record